Molecule: messenger RNA, 2536 nt
Organism: Erinaceus europaeus (western European hedgehog)
Lineage: Eukaryota; Metazoa; Chordata; Mammalia; Eulipotyphla; Erinaceidae
Gene: ACSL5
Product: acyl-CoA synthetase long chain family member 5
Exons: 22
Coding region: 267-2318 (683 amino acids)
Biological process (GO): long-chain fatty acid metabolic process
Cellular component (GO): membrane; endoplasmic reticulum; mitochondrion
Molecular function (GO): arachidonate-CoA ligase activity
Source: RefSeq, a predicted model, not a curated record
UGAAGUCCCCGAGAGAGCAUGUUAGCUAGCAAGCCGGCCAUGUCCUGACGGGGGACAGACAGCUCAGGCAGGGCAGAACCUGGACUCUCUGAACCAGGCCGUCUCCCUGUAUGGGUCCUCUGCAGCUACUCUGUACCUGGAAAAGCCAGGGGUGAGAAAGGAGGGACAGGGAUUGAAGAAUUCAGAGCCAGGAAGCCCUCUUCGCUGGAAGCCUGAAGAGAUGAGGCCCCCUUUCAGGGCCUGAAUUUCCUGCUGCUAUUCACAAGAUGCUUUUUAUCUUCAAUUUCUUGUUUUCCCCACUUCCUACCCCGGCGCUGAUCUGCAUCCUCGUCUUUGGAGCUGCCAUCUUCAUGUGGCUGAUCCGCAAACCUCAACCAGUCUUGCCUCUCGUUGAUCUGAAUAACCAGUCAGUGGGAAUUGAGGGAGGAGCACGGAAGGGUGCCCGGCAGAAGAACAACGACCUAAUAACUUACUACUUCUCAGAUGCCAAAACAGCAUAUGAAAAUUUCCAAAGAGGACUUGCAGUUUCUGAAAAUGGACCUUGCUUGGGAUAUAGAAAACCAAAGCAGCCCUACAGAUGGCUGUCCUACAAGCAGGUAUCUGAUCGAGCAGAGUAUCUGGGCUCCUGUCUCUUGCAUAAAGGAUAUAAGCCAUCACCAGACCAAAAUGUUGGCAUCUUUGCUCAGAAUAGACCAGAGUGGAUCAUUUCUGAGUUGGCUUGCUACACAUACUCCAUGGUAGCUGUCCCGCUGUAUGACACCCUAGGAACUGAAGCCAUUGUAUACAUUGUCAAUAAGGCUGAAAUUGCCACGGUGAUCUGUGACACACCCCAGAAGGCUUCCACCCUGUUGGGCAAUGUGGAGAAGGGCCUCACCACCUGCCUGAAGAUGAUCAUCCUCAUGGAUCCCUUCGAUGAGGAUCUGAAGCAAAGAGGCGAGAAAAGUGGAGUUAAGAUCCUAGCCCUCUCUGAUGCCGAGAACAUAGGCAAAGAGAACUUCCGAAAGCCUGUGCCUCCUAGGCCAGAAGACCUGAGUCUCAUCUGCUUCACCAGUGGGACCACAGGUGACCCCAAAGGAGCCUUGAUAACACAUGAAAAUAUCAUUUCAAAUGCUGCUGCUUUUCUCAAGUGUAUGGAGUACAGUUUCGAGCCCACCCCUGAGGAUGUGAGCAUAUCCUACCUCCCCUUGGCUCAUAUGUUUGAGAGGAUUGUACAGACUGUUGUGUACUCUUGUGGGGCCAGAGUUGGGUUCUUCCAAGGAGAUAUUCGGUUGCUGCCUGAUGACAUGAAGACUCUAAAGCCCACGGUGUUCCCUACAGUGCCUCGGCUCCUUAACAGGGUCUAUGAUAAGGUACAAAAUGAAGCCAAGACACCCUUGAAGAAGUUCUUGCUGAACUUGGCUGUUGCAUGUAAAUUCAGUGAAGUGAAAAAGGGCAUUAUCAGACGCAACAGUAUCUGGGACAAGAUCAUCUUUGGAAAGAUUCAGGAUAGCCUGGGUGGGAAAAUCCGCCUCAUGGUCACUGGAGCCGCCCCCAUCUCCUCUCCAGUCCUCACAUUCCUCCGGGCAGCACUGGGAUGUCAGGUGUUUGAAGCUUACGGCCAAACAGAAUGCACUGCUGGCUGUACAUUCACAUCCCCCGGGGAUUGGACAUCAGGCCAUGUUGGAGCCCCCUUAGCUUGCAAUCACAUAAAACUGGAAGACGUGCCUGACAUGAACUAUUUUUCAGUGAACAAUGAAGGAGAGGUCUGCAUCAGAGGCACCAAUGUGUUCAAAGGUUACCUGAAGGACCCCGAAAAGACAAAUGAGGCUUUGGAUAAGGAUGGCUGGCUCCACACAGGAGAUAUUGGUCGAUGGCUCCCGAAUGGAACUCUGAAGAUCAUCGACCGCAAAAAGAAUAUUUUCAAGCUGGCCCAAGGAGAAUAUAUUGCUCCAGAGAAAAUAGAGAAUGUCUACAUCAGGAGUAGUCCAGUGGCACAAAUUUUUGUACAUGGAGACAGUUUGCGGUCAUCCUUAGUAGCAGUGGUGGUUCCCGACCCAGAUGUGCUUCCCGCAUUUGCAGCCAAACUUGGGGUUAAGGGGUCACUGGAAGAAAUGUGCCAAAACCAAGUUGUAAAGCAAGCCAUCUUAGAAGACUUGCAGAAAAUUGGGAAAGAAAGUGGCCUUAAAUCAUUUGAGCAGGUGAAGAACAUCUUUCUUCAUCCAAAUCUGUUUUCCAUUGAAAACGGGCUUUUAACACCAACACUGAAAGCAAAGCGAGCAGAGCUUUCCAAAUAUUUCCGGGCUGAAAUCGAUCACCUGUAUGAGACAAUCCAGGAGUAGAUGGAGUUUGCAGCUGAGCUGGAAGCUAUGGGAGAAGGAGCUGAAAUAUACAUCAAGUACACUUUUCCUGUAAUCUCCUGGGCUGAGAACAAAGACCUAUUAGCAAACAAGAUGUUUAUAUGUCAGGCUUAUCUUCUGGGAAGAAAUACUAAAACUCACUCUUAAACAACACGCUGCUUCCUCUUGUAAAGUCUGAAAUAAAUUGUUGCAAAAACUUA